Molecule: messenger RNA, 919 nt
Organism: Mytilinidion resinicola
Lineage: Eukaryota; Fungi; Ascomycota; Dothideomycetes; Mytilinidiales; Mytilinidiaceae
Exons: 1
Coding region: 61-570 (169 amino acids)
Source: RefSeq, a predicted model, not a curated record
GUGGGGUUUGGGCUCGCGGCGACGGAGACGGUGAUGGUGGUUGUGAGGAGGGAGGUGCCGAUGCCGAAAGCUCUGAAGAAUGUGGAAGGUAAAGGGAAAGAGGGUAAGGGGAAAGGUACCAAAGACAAGGAUGGUAAAGAGAAAGAUGCUAAGGAGAAGAAUGGCAAGGAGAAGGAUGGCAAGGAAAAUGGUGCAAAGGGGAAGGAGAAAGAUCCGAAAGAGAAGGAUGCCAAGCAAAAAGAUCCUAAGGAGAAGGACGGAGACAAGAAAGCCAAAGAGAAAGACCCUAAGCCGAAAGAUCCUAAAGACAAGGAUGAGAGUAAGCCAAAAACACCUCCCGCGCCCAAGAAGUCGCAAACCGACUGCCAAUACGGCUCAGAGUGUACAGCACUGGACUGCAAAUACAAGCACCCACAGCGCGGGCCAUGUCGGUACGGCGAAGAUUGCAAGAACGACAAGUGCGGGUUUGAACACGGUGCGCGGCAGUGCAAGUUCAAGGUGUGCCGGAAGGCUGGGUGUACGUUUAAACAUCGGGCGGGGCAGAGGGGGAAGGUAAAGGAGUCGACCUGAUUUGGCACAAAGAUUGGGUGAAAGUGGACUGCAGCGUCUACAAGUGUGAUCGGAGGUUUUAAGUGGAUAUAUGUUCUUGUAGCGUCACUUUAAGGGGAGCAUCUUCUAUAAGAUGGGCAUGUUAUUGUAGUAUAUGUCACUACGAGUUGAAGUAGGGAUGGCCUAGCAAUAUGUCUGCUUUUCUGAUACCUGUAAUCUUGAAUGCUAGGUGGUUCUCGGCGAAGAGAUGUGGGAAUGCCUGUAGACACUGGAGAGGGGGAUUUCCACUGUUGUCUUACCAAAACCAUUUUUCAUGUAGACUUUUCAAAGGCAGGUGCAGCACCACACGACAGUGAUAAACUAGAUCAAA